CAUGCGCAGGCAUACGAGCGGGCAAAAGAACUCCUCGAAGAAGUGGGAAGGUAAUUCUAGGUGGAGAGAGAGAGCCCGCGUCGAGCAUGGUCUGUGGUAAGGAGAACAUCACAAAGAGCCAACAUCUGUAACUUUGGGAUUGGCUCCUCAAGACGCUUUCUACUGGAGAUCCCGGGAUAUUUUUUGUGUAAACAUGCCUGUGAGAAGAGGUCACGUUGCGCCACAAAACACAUUCCUUGGAAUGAUUAUUCGGAAAUUCGAGGGUGAGAACCGGAAAUUUAUGAUAGCCAACGCCAGGGUGGAGAACUGUGCAAUUAUAUACUGCAACGACGGCUUCUGUGAGAUGACAGGCUUCUCAAGACCGGACAUCAUGCAGAAGCCAUGCACCUGCGACUUCCUCCAUGGCAACCUGACGGACCAGGAGGCCAUCAACCAGGUGGCUCAGGCUGUGUUUGGGUCAGAGGAGCGCAAGGUGGACAUCACCUACUACCGUAAGGAUGGGUCUGACUUCCAGUGUAACAUUCACAUAAUCCCUGUGAAAAAUGAAGAGGGCGUUGUGAUGAUGUUUAUCUUAAAUUUUGAUUUCAUUGUGGAUGAGGAAAGUGACCACUCCACAGAGAAGAUAAGCCCAACGUCACCUACAAAGUCAGAUCAAAGGAGGAGUAGAUUUGUCCGCUUCCGCCAGGCCGCUUUCAGCCUAAUGAAUACCAAACAAUCUCUCCCGCAAGAGGACCCAGAUGCUGUGAUGGUGGACCCACCCAAAGAGAAUGAGGGCUCAGUGGCCCUGCAGAGCUUCCCUUCACCCACCAAGAGCAUGUGCAGUCCCAUUGAGACCAAUGACACGCAUGGCCUCAUAGACUCAAGCCACAAAUCUUCCCAGGCUAGCGUCGGCCCUGAACCACUUUGCCAUUUGUCCCCUAAACACAUCUGGGAGACACUGUACCAAACAGAGCCACACCAAUCUUCCACCACCCUCUCAAACACCUUCCCCAGAGGCAGCUUCAACAGCAUGAGGCGAGCCUCAUCUGUCCAUGAAAUGGAGGCCUACAGCUCAAAUUCCAAAAGCAUAUUCAAGGAUUGUCAUACCAGUGAAGGCACUUUUAAUCAUGUGAAGUCCAGCCUUCUUGGCUCUACCUCUGAUUCUAACAUCAAUAAGUAUAGCACCAUCCACAAGAUCCCUCUGAUUGCACUCAAUUUCUCUGAGGGGACUGACAAGAAGACUCAUUCUCCGCCAACACCCGAGACAGCCAUCAUAGCACCAAAGGUCAAAGACAGAACUCACAAUGUCACGGAAAAAGUCACGCAGGUGACAAAAGAAGAGCUGGUGAUCCGAUGGUUCACAGAGGUACAUCCAGGUCAACAGUGGAGAAGAGACAUUAAGGAUAGGAGUGAUGGGUAAUUGGACAUUCCUAAUUGCAGAAAAGGGGAGGAUAAUAUUGAGAGCUAAGAGUAGUUGUUUCAGGAAGGGAAAGGUCAUCCCACUGAUCCCUCACAAAAUACAGUAUAUAUUUUUUACGAGCAAGCCUUCUGUAGGUAUUCAGUUUCCUU
Pseudoliparis swirei is the source of this 1548-nucleotide messenger RNA. RefSeq names its product potassium voltage-gated channel subfamily H member 7. Gene Ontology annotation, molecular function: inward rectifier potassium channel activity. Bases 194 to 1399 code for a protein of 401 amino acids. NCBI's taxonomy places the organism in Eukaryota, Metazoa, Chordata, Actinopteri, Perciformes, Liparidae. The record is from RefSeq and is a predicted model, not a curated record. Gene Ontology annotation, biological process: membrane repolarization during action potential; regulation of ventricular cardiac muscle cell membrane repolarization; potassium ion transmembrane transport. The transcript has 6 exons.